Messenger RNA from Xyrichtys novacula (pearly razorfish), 40248 nucleotides. The record is from the annotation of a GenBank genome assembly. Lineage: Eukaryota; Metazoa; Chordata; Actinopteri; Labriformes; Labridae.
AUGGAGAGAGGAGAAGAGAGUCCCAUCACCCAGGAUAGUCCUGAGCGGAGGGGCAGCCCGGACCUCAGCGGACUCCCACCGCCCAUGAAGAAAGGUCGACUGGAGCUGAACGGAAGUCCAACAGGGCCAAGAAUACGCCACAAUGGGGCCCCACCGAGACCACUAGGAGGUAAGAAACUCAGGUUAAAGCAGGUUGUAUCUUCUCUUCUCAGGAGCAGGUUUUGCAAAUUAGUUUGUAUACUUUGAGACCUAUAACCAUCAUAAUCUUUUGCUGAUUUUCUGGAUGUGGCUGUGCCCUAAAUUGCGAGGAAAACUUGACUUCUGAAAUUUUAAUUGAUGCUUACUGUUUAAAUGUGCAUGAUGACAAAAAUACAUUUCUUAGAAGAUGAUAACUAUUCUUCAAACCUCGUGCAUGAUAAGAAUUUGAGAUUGCUGAGUUUUGUGUCAGAGCUUUUUAAACUCUCCGUUACUGAACAGACUCUGUGGAGCUGUUUCCUCUGCAGAGAUCCAGACCAGGAGCUGAGUUUGGCUCUGUGCUGCUGUGUUUGAAGCAAGGCAGGCGGCGCUGCUGGAGAAGCCGAGCUGUUUCUGUUAAUCUAUAAGUCAGGAGGGAACUGUAUAAUACUCGCUCACCAAAUAAAGGAGAUUGCUCAUAUAAAUAAGAUUUAUACAACUCACUCUGGCUUAUCGAUCCCUGCAUUCAUUGUGAAAGUUGUUUCUUGUUGAUGUGUGCACAUGUAUGCAUGUAUUUAUUCUUCUCGCUGGAGGUCCGUGUUGCUACAUGUUCUGCGGAAAUGUGGAAGAUUAUCCCUAUAGAUCCUUUUCCAUCCUAAAGUAGAAAAAAUAAGCCCUUUUGCUGAACCAUUUACCAUUUAAGAAACACAUCUAAACUCUGGAGUUCAAUGACUGCUCAUGCUUUUGUUUCAUCUCGGUUUUAUUAUUGCAAUUCUCUCGAUUCCCCUGACUCAGCUUUGAAUCGUCUGCAGCAAGUACGUAAUGUCGCUGCUCAACUUCCAAAAAAAAUCAUCCAGACAAUCUCACAUUAGAGCCAUCUUCAGAUCUUCGUACUGGAUAAAGCAGAUGCUGUCCCUUUCAGAGAGACGCUCAUAUCCCUGACGCGUGUGCCAGCCUCAGCUAUCUGCACGGAUUAACUUCAGUAAAACUUGAGCUCAGACUUUGGUUUGUGAAGAUUAACUCGACUUAAGUUUUGGAGGAGUUACAGAGGCCAACAAAAUCAACAAGGAGGUUAGAUCUAACCACAGGGGGAGGAGGAGGAGAAGAAGACGAAGAAGAAGAAGAAGAAGAACCCUGUUUAGGAAAAGUGACGGGGUCUAAAGGGCGGGACUCGGAAAGGAAGGAGGAGAGGAGCAAACGAGGAAGGGGUUUCCUGCUCUGAGGGGAUGGUUGGCCUGUAAUAAUGACAGGUUGUCUUUGAAGACAGGAAACUCAACGUGUCUCCUCCAAACCACACUGCUGCUACGAGGAGGGGGCCACACACGCACUCGCACACUCACACACACAUUCAGAGCAGUAUUUACACUAGAAAUACACUGCUUUAAGUUCUCACACACACCCCAUACAUCCACAGUCACACACUUCGACACUGUGGCACUCACACCCAAGAAACUCAGCCAUAACACACACCCAUACGGACACACACCCACACAAAACACACACAUAUCUUAUUUUAAUGCCCCGUUCACUCAUCCCCGUACAUAUUAGAGGGAUUAGAGGUUUGAGGCAACAUCACAUCAUCCAAACCAGAUCAUACGGGGAGACAGCGAAUCACAGGACAGGGAGAGAGAGAGAGAGAAAGAGAGAGAGAGAGAGGGCUGGUCGGAGGAGCCGCUCUGUGUUGACAGUUAUAUUUCCCUGUUGGGGGAAAUUCACUUACUUGAAUUGGCACGGCGCUCCAGUGUGUAAUUCACUCCAUGAGAGCCUGGAGGACUGGGAGCUGAGUGAUUAAUGAGGAGGAAAUAGAAAUAGAGGAAUUGACUGAUUAAAACAACGGGUGGGAUGGAUCUGAGGAGUGUGUGUGUGUAUGUGUGUGUGGGUACGCACGUGCAUGCUGGGAAAAAGCAGCACAUGUGUGUGCUUGGUAUCCGUGCCCCUGUGUUAUUAGAGCUGGGACGCUGCCUAAUGCUCUCAGUCCAUCAUUUCUUCAGAGGGCUCUAAUUAAUUGGCAGUUGACAGGUGGCCCAAAACCAAAAGCCUUUUAGGAAAAAGGCGGAUAUUGAAGAGGAAGGAUUGAUAUUACAGCGAGGAGCCAAGAGGGCAUGGAGGAUGUGGGAGACCGAUAUUUAAAGUAACCAAAAACUGGAAACACUGGAGCAGCACAAGUGCCUGACUUCACUCAUACUGUAUGUUGGAAUCCCUAAAUAGAAAACAUGCCAUUUGAUAAAACAGUAACGCUGCACAUCAGGCUAUCAUCACGGUAUGUUAAGAACAACCUAGAAAUAAAGAAGGAAGUUAAUGCCUCCACUGUGAGAACCUUCUACCUGUACUAGGAACCACAGAUAUUACAUUAAGAUCGCCACUAUGAUGCACCAGCUCUGUAGAAGUUUACACAUAGCCUAUUUUGAGUCUUACUUCUGGAUUAGACUGGAGUUUUAGGGGUUGCACCAGCUAAAAUAGUUGCAUCCCAACUUAAAUUAUAAACCCACCUCUGAGUAGAUGUAGUAGGUUGUGGACCUCAGAGAAUAGGUGGAUGGUGCACCCGUCUACAUCCAGAAGAUCUCCUCAGUUUUAUUGUUGUCAAGUUUGAGAGGAGUCAUGACAUCCAGGUUUUGGUUUUGCAGUGGUGGAUGAACAGGGAUUGAAGGCGUUGUUGAGUGGAAGGUCUUAUAUCGCAGAAGAGCCGUGUGCCAUCCAGGUAUGAGUGGAAGUUGAGACUGUGCUGGCAAAUGAUCCAUUCCAGGUAGAGCAUGUAGAUAAUGAAGAAGAGUGGUCCAAGCAUGGAGCCCUGAGGCACACCAGGGUUGACAGGGAGGCAGGAGUUGCCAAUGUUUUAAAGACAAAACAGAAAGCAGAAGAGAACCGUCCCAAUGAAACUGUAUGAAAUGAAAGGCUAGCGAGCACUAUGACGAGUCAAAUUCAUGAUGAUAAUGAACACAACAACAACAACAACAACAACAGAGGAGAUAUUAAUGAUGUACCUUUUAAGAAUGUAGAUCCUGGAAUAAAAGAGAAACACUGGUUACUUCAGAUGCACAUCCAUCCAUGAUGAAUAUGUACUAUAUUAUGAUGGAUAUGCAGCAACAAAACUUACAACAAAAAGAACAAAAAAUAUUAAAAGAAUCAUAAGUAUAAGUUUUUUUUUCUUUUGAGCCAUGGUCAAAGUUUAAAGUGUGGGACAUUUUUAGACUUUGUCCACCUUGAAGGAGGAUAAAUGUCAGGAUACUAAUUUCUGCUAUUAUUAGACGUGCCCUUUAAUGUUUAGUCAAAUGGUGCUAUGAAAAACAGCUGUUGGAUCAGAGAUGAGUAUUUUUCCAUGACUAUGCUGCUCUGAAUAAUAACCAGUAGUUACAUAGACUGUCAUUACUAAAGAAAGGAAAGCAUUAGUCAUUUUUUCAACUGAUUUUUUCCUUACAAGGAAAUUUUAUGGCCCCUAUUUUGUGACUAUUGUCCAUUUUGAAAUCAUAAAGUUAAAAAAAAAGUUCAGAAGCCUCUCACAGAGAAGUGUGGUUGGCUCUGUGAGUGGGAACUCUUUCUUUUCAUCAUUUUCAGCUCUUUAUGACUCAGCCAUAGUUGUGGCAGAUCAGAAAAUGAACAUAUGAAUAAUUUGUGUUACUGUUUCGGGAAAGCAGAGAGAUGAUUGUUUUGAAGUCAGUGACAACGACCAAUUUUGUCAUUUAGGUUUGGAUGACCACCCGCUGAGAGACGCGUUGAUAAAACGCAGAGAUGACUGAGGGAUGAGACUCAUCCCACAAUAAUGUCACAUUUCUCUCCGUUUAACUAUUAAUAAAGUGUCCCCGCUUUUAUCCUCCACAUGUGCUGCUGUGAGGAGGUUCAGAGAAAGACUCUAGUGUGUCAAGGUUUUGUGGGAGUGUUGAGAAAGCUCCAACAGCUGCUGGAGGAUCUGGUCUGUUUCUCACCUGGACUGAAUUUGCAAAUUUGAGGAAGAAUUUAGAAUCACUCAGCUCAUUCAGAGUUUUAUUUUUUGCUUUAAAUCUCCUUUUAAAGGUUUGUAUAUCUGUUAUUAGCACUCUGAUGGGAGCAGAAGACUGCAGGUGUGUGUAUUUGAAUGAUAUUUGCAUGUCUGUUAUUAUUAUGGCAUCCUAUCUAAUAGGCCGUUAGAUAAAAUGCCUUGAAGCUUCUCGAGGACAGUGAACAGCUCUGUUACUGUCAGUUUAUGAGUGCAGUUUGUAUUUUCAGCAUCUUUCCAUGCAACAGAAAGAUAAAGUGAUAUAAAAUAAAACUCGUGUUGAUCAUAGAUGGUCUGUUUUACCUCCACAGGUCUAAUGAUUCCAGUUUUCUGCGUGGUGGAGCAGUCAGAUGGAGGGAUUCAGACAAACGGAUGCGAGAACAGAGAGGAGCACGCAGAGUUCGUCCUGGUCAGGAAGGACAUCCUCUUCUCUCAGCUGGUGGAGACGGCUCUUCUCGCCCUCGGAUACUCGCACAGCUCAGCCGCCCAGGCCCACGGUCAGUCUGAGACAAAAACUGCCAUUUCGCUUAAACCUGCAAAUAUUUCCUUUUUACUGGGAGAGGUUUCAAAUCAGACUCCAGGCUUCAAAAGUAGAUGUGACUGCCACCAUCUGAGUCUUUACCUGCUCAAAGUUUGAAUACAACAAGUAAAGUUUUGGAGUCUAAAGCAGAUUAACAUUGACAUGAAAAUGAAAACAGACAAUUAACUGAGUCGAAGCCACAAAAGCCGAGAUAACCGUAGAGAAAGUCAUCGCAGCUAAAAACCUAAAAAUGCACCAUCACUGGAAAACUGAUGCUGCUGAUCUUUGAAGUGGUGACCAAACUGUUUGUAAGAAGUGAAGUGGUGACUCAACAAAACACAAUCCUGCAGCUGUAAUCAAUGGUUGUGCAGAUAACCAAGUUUCAACUGUCUAAAUAAAUACACAUAAACAGUGUUCCCAAAAUCUGAUCUAUACUGUCAUUGAAGCAUCUUAGGUAAAGCUUUUGUUUGUAGAAAGAGGGUUCAUGGAGGACAUUAAUAACAGUCAUGACUUUCCAUCCACCGCACGUCUCUCUCGGUGUAAACUCUGCUCCUUCUGACUCAGAAUUAAACACCACACACACACACGGGACAGAAAUGAUCUCUGACUCUGAUCGGCGUCUUGAGAAGAAAACUGGAUGUGAGGUCGACUAUUUAGAGCCGACACCAAACUGUCAGAGCCGCAAUAAGGACAAGAAUGUUUGAAAAACACAACUAAGACACAGACAGAGACUGUAAAACUCAUUAAAGACACGACAACAAAGAGCCGGACAGGAAUGUCUCCACGAGACCAAAAUACACUCUGUGUGUGUGUGAGUGUGUGUGUGUACAGUAUGUGUGAGAAUGUUUAUGAAGCAGAGGAAAAGAAAAACUCUGUAAUUUAUUGUCGCACACAUGGUAGUCAUCUGCAGCAGGACAGUGUCGUUUACUGCUGUCUUUUCUCAACUAUGCAGAAAAUGCCAUCUGGGGAAGUUGCCUCACAUCGAAAUAAAAUGGAAACAACAGCAACACGCAACACGAGUAUCGCAACAGAGCGAAGACGGUGGGAGAUCCCCAUCUGUUAGAGAUCUGGCUGUAGCGUUUAUGUAUCUGUGUGUGUGUGUGUGUGUGUGUGUGUGUGUGUGUGUGUGUAGUUACUGCAUAAGUACGAGUGUUUGUGUGUACCUGUGAGUGUGUGUUAUCCCAUCCCAUAAACACAGUCACAGGUAAUCCCUUUACAGCCUCAAGGCCAGCAGCUCUUAUCAGACCUCCAGCCCACCUGAAGCAGAGUGUGUACUCUUGACCUCUCUGCUUUCUCUUUACCGUCUUGAUUCAGUCCUGUCAUAUGUUUCACUUUGGUUCUUGCAGAGCUUUGAAAUCACAUCUUAGAGUCAGGUGCAUCAAGUGCAAAGUUGGACAGUAGUAUGGAGGGCGUUGCAUGUCACCUCGGGAUGCAGUGAAGCUGCAGGAAGAGCAGGUUUAUCUUAGCAUGAAGACAAGAGAAGCAGCUAGUCUGGCUUUGUCUGUGUUGAACAUGGACUGUUUAAAAAGGUAGACAUUUUUUAUCAAUGUGAGAACUAAAGACUGGUUUGGUUUGGAUGCCAGUCAAAAGCAGUGCAUAGACUGCAGCUCCGAGUAUCACAGUUAAAAUGUCAGUAAAUUUUGGCUUUACUUUUGUUCAGUGGUUGAGGGCAGAGUCCUGUCGUCCCUGUUUGCAUACAGUGAAUUGUGUAUAAAGCUGAGUUAAACACUAGAGAAAAUAUUCACUACAUUGUAAAAAACAAGAGGAUUUAUUUAUUUAUUUGAUAAAUUACUCUUAUUAAUUUAAUCUCUCUUUGAUUUGUUAUCAAUUUAAUCAAAUCUAUUAAUUUACUCACUCAUUUAUUGUUAAAUAUUUCAAACUUUAUUUAUUUUUCUAUUUAUUUACUUUCUAACAUAUUUAUUUAUAUAUUUGCACAUUUAUUUAAUUAAUUACUAAUUUAUUUAUCUAUUUUUAAUUUCACAAUGACUUAUUUAUUCAUUUUUUGAUGAACUAUUUUCAUACAGAUUCAUUUAUUUACUAACUUACUAUUAAUUUUCUGAAAUAGAUCUCCUUUUAUGUUUAUUUAUUUGUUUUAUUUGUAAUAUUUAUUAAUCUUUUAUUUAAUUUUAUAAUUUAGUCUCUUUUCAUUUAUUUAUAUUUUAUUUAAUUAUUGAUUUUUUUAAUGUAAUAUUCAUUUAAUUUACAAAACCUUCAAAUUUAUUUUUUUCCCAAUUUAUGUAUUUAUUUCUCUAUUUAAAUCUAUUUAUUUAUUUACAUAUUUAUUUACUUAUUUAAUUCUCUAUAUAUAUGUUUGUUCGUUCAUUUAGCACAUAAGACAAAAAAGGAGCCUAAAAAACCCAUAAAAGUGCUGUCGAGCAGUUGUUCUAAUAAGAAAUAUUGAUUAUAAAGUCUAAAUGGUGAAGUAAGAGAGAAAAUUUCUAAACAGCUGAAUCUGUUUUCUCUGAUUAUCUCCUUUGAGCUACAUGUCUAAAUGGCUGCUUCAGAAAAUGCUGGGACCUUGAUGUCCUAGAAUUGUCUUGAAUUUGUCAGGAGUUUGUGUUUGCAUGGGGCUUGUGAACCCCAGACAAGCUGGUGGCGUGAUUUUUAUUGUCCUGCUGUGCCAGCUGUAUGAGUCAUGGUCAUGAUCGUACGACAGGAAGAAACAGAGGUGUGUUCCAUUUGUUCACCUGCCAUCUGCAUAGGGGGAGGGAAGAAAGGAAAUCCAGUUUCCAUCCUGAUUCCAUAGCGAGAAAAUGACCUGACGUGUGUUUAAGUCAAACCUGAUGUUUUAAUUUUUAGCAAAGGCAUCUUCCAUUACACUUACUGAUGCCAUUAAACUGCGUUUUGAAGGUUUGCUUUGCUUAAAGCUCCUGCAAAGUGUUGUUGGGUGGUUGUGCAACAAGCUAAAUUUAACAGUGAGGCCUCCUUAUAACUCACAAAAGCAAACAAGAACAUUAGGGGCAGGAUUGGUGGUUGCCAUACAGUAAUUUUUCAUGCUUUGAACCACCACUGACAAUAAGAUCAACAGCAUGCUGCAAAAUGUAAGCUUGGUUUCAUUUUACAGAGAAAGAUUACUUAAGGACUGAUACAUUUGAGAAAAACUUACACAUGAACAGGAUGGAAUAAGCAAGAGGAACAGAUGCAUAUUUUGCCCUCAGUUAGCAUCAAAAGCACAACAAGCAGAAAGUUCCUCACAGGAGCUUUAAGAGGUCUCAUAAACAGACCAGUAUCACAGAGAAUAUCUUGAACAUGUUCACUUUUUAUCAUCUAGUUGAAGAUUUUUUGGUGUUUCUUCGUAGACUUAAAGAUUUAGAUGUACCAUUAACAGCCAGUUGGAGUAAUAAACAACACACAGAUGCACAUUCCCAGCAGACACAGCCUUAAAUAAAACACUAGAAUAGUAAGGGGAGUGUUAGUUACGGUUUGCACAUGAAUGCCAUUAGUAGCACUUUUAGCCUCUGUGUUUUUGCCAAACAUCAGGGGAGGUCUCUCUCUGUCUGUCUCAUCAGAGUGUGUGUGGAAAACAGAGAGCCACAUUGGUCCCCUGUCCACAUCAAUGGAGUCCCCUCUCUAAAAAAACGCACCACAGCAGGGGCUUCAAAGGCCGAGACCAAACGGGACAUCACAAACAAAACGUCCCAAGAAUGACACGCUUGUAAACUUUAUUUAACCCGUGCUGGGAUGCACAUAUCUGCACAUGCAGGAGUUCACACACACACACAGGGCGUAGAUACUGUGUAGUCAUGCAGUAUCACAGACAAAACACACACACACGCCCUUCCCCCAGCUCCUCUCAAAUGAAUACUUUUUGUUUUUUAAAACAAGCGUUUAUGUUAAAUGAAUAAUUUCUGGCUUAAAUUAUACAUUUUUUCCCCUGCGGUCCACGACCAAAAUUACACAGAGUCCCGGCUAUUUUCUCCCUGUUUGAAUUGUGUCCUGCAUUCUUGCGUCCCAGCGGUGUAUUUAAAGUCCCCGCCGAGGACCACGGCCUUUCUUUAAUUAGCUCAGCCCAGUAAUUAACUGGGAGAUAUUGUUUAUUUCAAUUAUAAGGGUCUGAAGGCUUUUAUAGAAUGGAUGGGAGCAGACCUGUACUUUACGGCUUUACUCGCUGAACGGUUAACAGUGGUCAGUGAGAGAGAGAGAGAGAGAGAGAGAAAGGGUGAGAGAGGGAGGGAAAGAGAGGGGAGAAAGAGAGAGAGUAUUGUUGCAGUGCCACGUCUAACAGGCCACAGAGGGUCACUGCUGUUUACUGGACUUCUUUCUGCACAUCAUAGCUUCUGUCCCAGACUGGUGUUGUUACAUUUCAGGCAACACUUAUUCAUUAAAGACUUGCUUUAACGUCUGCUUUCAUUCCCAAGUUUGGUGGCAUGUUUCCCCUUUGUGUAUGAUCUGCUUUACUGUCCCAUCACACCUUGAAAACCAAAAGGCCUGUGCAGUUUGUCAUUUUACUUUGGGAGUCUGUCUUAGAGAAACUAGGAAACAUCCAGCGAUAUUUCCAAAAAGCUGAAAAAGAGGCGGUUGCAGUUGGACCCCAAAUACAUUGGCUAUAGUCCUCAUCACUGUAGUUUCCAGUUUGACUCGUUCUCACAACCUUUUCGGUGCCCUACUCUCUGCUUCCCAUGUUUCCUAAGGCUACAGGGUGGUUAUUAUCCACACAUCAUGUAGGUGCAGGGAAACAUCAACAAGAGAAGGAAGAUAAGCAGCUCAGUGCAACCAGAAGUUUGUCAAAUAACAGGGAUUUGAUAGGACACUAAGCUCACAAAUGAGACAAGAUUUUAACCCUACUUAUAAGAAAACUUCAAUGAUUAAACAAAUACAUGAGGAAAAAGUCUUGAAACAAAAGUUAAAAAGUCCAAAUAAUGCAUAAUCCAUUUGGGAAUGUUUUAACUCAAAACAGACGUUAAUAAAGUGCAUCACACACACAAGCAGUACUCUAAUAUUAUGAUAGAAUUAUGAAUUAUCAGAUCUUCACAUAUGGAAAUCACCGUCCACCGAAGUUUGAACCCUGUUAUUGUGAGCGCUCACCUCUUUCUCUCUCUUUUUUGGGACUCAACUAUUUUUAAAAGGGUUAUUCCAAAGUGUUGAAUAGUCAGAUAAUCAUUUUAUUCAGUGGUAGUCCUGACAUGAAGUUUGUCCUAUUCCAAAUGAUGUAAGUCAACUUUGUACCGUUACUAUUUGGCUGUAGUGAUCAAAAAGUGUUGGGUAUUUUAGUCUUAACCUAACCAAGGAUAACCUAAAGUUGGCUAUUUCUGUUGACACUUAAGUUGCAAAGAGGGUCUGCAGCCAUGAAGAGACUGUCGGUGUGAGAGGAUUUGCAUAUUAAGUUGCAAAAACAGACUUUUUAUGUUGAAGUUUUUAAGUACCGAGUAACCAAAUCCAUAAAAAAUUAAGCGGAAUAAAAAGUUUUCCAGCAAAAUUAUAGACUCCUUGUAAAAUUUCUCCACAGAAAAAGCUGAAUUUCAGUUUUUCACACUUGAGGAUGUAAAUUUAAAUCACCCUAAACUCUUUGCCCUCCUUUCCACGCUGUCACUCCCUCAUCUCAGCCUCCUGCAACAUUUUCUCACGAGCGAGCUUUUCAGAGGUGUUUCAGCGGAGAGAAAAGCCCUCCCUGAAAUGACAGCAUGACAGGAGCUCCUCAGGGUGCAGCCAUGGGUGACGGGGGUGAGUCAGACGUAUGGGGUUUCCCUCAGUGAGUUCCAGGGGUGGAACCUGGAACCAGUUUGGAAGAAGCCCUGCAUUUGUGUGCAGGCUGCUGCGACCAUUAGGACUUAUUCUAGCGCGGGACAAUGGGAUUACUGUGUGUGUGUGGAAGCCAUGCGUGCGGGCCUGUGUACGUGUUGAUGAGCUGAGACCUCAGUGUGUGUGUUUUGUGUUUUUGUGCGGAUGAGCACACUCAGACAUGAGCCAAGCCACCAGCCGGCCACAUGAAGGCGCGUCUGUGGGAGGUGGAAUUUUAAUGUGGAAAUGGGAACAAUGAUUUCUACUUUUAAAUGUGGACGAGAAGCAGAGCAUCCAACAGCAGACCAAAAAAUGAUGGAUCAAUUAUUAAUGCAUUCACCAUCACACUGUGAGCUUGUGAAUGUGUGUGAGUGUGUGUGUGCUUGCAUGCGAGCUGGUACAUGUCGGCCUCUCUGUGUGCUGUCAUGUGUCCUCUGUGAGUUUGUGUUUGUCUGCUUAUUCACGCGUUUGUUUCCACCCAACUUGGCAUUAGCAAGAUUGUUAUGGCUUAUUUUCCUCAGAUGCAGCGUGCUGCAGAUUUUCAGCAGGAAAGAUACAGUUUCUUUGUGUGUGUGUCUGAAAGAUAAAUAGAAAGAGUAAGGGAGAUGAAAUUAAGUGUUUUCUGUGAGCUCAGUGAUUUUCCAUUCUUUUAAAGACUCCUAAUUAUUUCUUUCAAUAACUUUUGUUUUAAAAAAAAGCAGAAUAGAACCACUUAUUGAAAUGUGCUUAUGGGACAUUGAUAUUAUUCAGUAUUUGGGUGUUAUUCUCCAGAUAUAUCUUGUGCUUUGUUGGUCUAUUUGAUGUCAAAAACUGUUAGAAAAUGUUAGUGUUUUCAAAAUUCUGGUCAGUAUUACUUAAAAGUAAUAUUUUCCCCUACAACCCAAAUAUGCAAUAAAAAGCUGCUAAUAGGGAACUUGAACAGCUUUCCCAUCAAAAGUCUCCAGCUGAUGCAAAUAUUAUCCAAACUGCUGCAGAUGAUUUUGAAAGCUUAAAUAAACUGAAUAAUUGUUGCAUCUGCAACUGCAAAAUGUGUUAUGCAAAGAAUUAAAAACACUUACUUUGUAUAUCUAUUAAUAGAUUUAAUAUUACAUUUCAUAAAUAGAUAAACCUAUUUCAUCAUGACAGUGCUCAUAGUUCUCAUAGUAAAGGUGCUCUGCAAGAAAAAGUACCUGUUAUCAUGAAUGAAAUAUUUGAUCUAAAUCUUGUGAUAAAACUACUUUUUCAUAUCUUUUAAGACCUCUGUAUAUUCAAGUGUUUCGGGGAUUACUAUGUCGAUUUAUCUGUGUCUUGUUUGGUCUAUUAGGUGUCAGAAAUGUUGGAAAAUAUCAGUGAGUGGUUUUCAAAAUUGCAAAAUAUAAUUUUUAAAUAUUUAAAAGCUACAACUAGAAAAAAAAUUCUUUUAAAUACUAGUAAUUGAUGCGGAUAUCAGAACAGAUAAAAAUUAAAGCUAAAAUUAUUGAAUAAUUAUCGCAUCACUGGAGGGUUUACCAAGAAUUUAUUUCCCAAAAUAUAUCAAAAACAUUUGUUGUCAUGUUUUUUGUUGAAGUGUGGAUUACACUUCGAAGUGAUCACAUGAAGACCUCGAUAAAAUAGGGCAGAGCAAAUACUCUUCUAGAAGAAGUUCAUAGAUAAAUAAAAACUAACCCAGGCUAAAAAGCAAAAUAAAACACCAAAUAAAACCUGGGCAAACAAAACAUUGCUUUUUUAAGUAUCGCACCCACUGCGUAAAUACUGCACAACAGAGAAUAGAGAAUUCUAUAAUGUACACUUAUUGCACAGGUUAAGGUGUUCAAAUAUUUAUAUUGUAAGCUGCUAUGGCUCUUGCAUAAUUAAGGUUGUUCUUUUAUAUAUCUGAUGUUAUUUGGCAUAUUUAGACGACAGAGAAAGCUUUUAUUUUGAAAAAGGUUAUUUCUAAUGUGGCCUGGAUGAACUGUAUUUCACCACUGCUGCUGUUAUAAUAAAACUCUCAACUUUGGUUUGGGUUUUAAAUGGUGUCACGGUGGUCUGAGGUUCCUCUGGGGUUCUCUCUGCCCUGGGGGGGUCCAGUCUGUUCAUAGCAUAUUAAAUGAUACCCUCCCUCCUACUCCCCCACCUCAUCCCUCCCCUGUAUAUGACUAGAUAAUCAAGAACAUUUCUCAGGACUGACUGGAAUCAGAGAUAUAACUCAGAUAUAAACAUUGAGGAGAACAGAAAGAGAACGGGGGAAUGAAAGAGGGAUGGAGGAGGGGGGUGGAAGAGCAGGAGAGAGGGAGAUGAAGGGGGAGGCAGUGAUGAAGGAGGGGACAGAGGGAGGGAGACUCCUCAGGACCCGUCUGGAUCUCAUUUAGAGGACAGUAAUGCGAUUAGCUUUGUUUAGUUUUCACAGCUCCAGCCAGUCCCCAUGAAAAACCUCUCGGAGAUGAAAUGUACAUUUUAUUUUGUGUGAGUGUAUUGUGUUUGAAAUUUUUGGUCCUUUUAUUAAUCCAAAGGAACUGAAAGCCAAAAGCAGGAGAAAUUUACAUUUAAAAACUCAGCCUGGUCUUUAACCAAGAGUUUCUUGAUUAUUUAUCCUUCUCUUAAACUGAAAGAAUAUUUCCCUAUAGUUAUUUUCUGACUUUAAUAUAAAGGAUAAAAACACCUGAGCAGCAUAAUGAAGGCUGCUCUGGUGAUUGUGUCUCACAGACCAAAAUAACACCCAUCGAAAAACACGAAGAUUACAACGAUAUCAGGCCGGUUCAAAUAAAGCAAAAGGAAAAACUCUCUGCGUAAUAAUCCUACAUACUCUGAACCUUCAAUGAUCUCUUCUCUCUCUUAUGUUUGUUUUCAUCUUUUGCCUCUGAUUGCAAAUCCACUUUCCCUUCCAGGAAUAAUAGAUGAAUUCAAUGACAUGUCGGAAACACAUAAAAUAAGACUCAGAGAGCUUGUCUCUGUCUGCAGUUUCAAAAGAUUUUUGGCAGUAGCUGUUCUAACGUACCCUCCAAAUAUAUAAACCAUCUACUUAUUAACAAACCUGUUGAAAUACAAUUUAACCCAAUAAAACAGCUGCAUCUGCCAAUGAAUGCUUAGUUCCUGGUGUAGCUUGUGCCAAUGCCCCAGAGAAAAUAAAAUGUCGAAUUUUCGAGAAAAUACCCUUAGACUCGCUCGAUAUAAAGAUGUACUUCAAAGUGACUCAGACUAACUCUACUGGAAAAACUUGAUGCUUUUAAGUGCUUACUGUACCAUAUAAUGGAUACCAAACAAUGUGACGAAUACAAUAUGAUACAAGAACUGUUAAUGCGACAGUUGAAAUGUUGUGUUUCCCUCAAGGAAAGUUUGCUUUUACUAAAUUGCUGCACACAUUUAGCAGCUUCAUUAGCAUAAAUAAAAACUAUGACAACCAACAAAAAUCAACCUGCUAACACGAAAGCAAGUCAGUGAGAGCCAUAAAUAACAAACAAUAAGAAUGGUUCAGAUAUUUCUAAUAUUAUUUGGCUCAUUGGAACUGAGGUUGUAUUGAGCUAUAUGGCUUAUUUUGCAGAGAUAUAGUAGCCCACAAAGGGUAGAGAGAGACAGAGGGGACAACUAUGAAAGAGGAGUUUUUUAACAUUAGUUUGUAGGAGAUGUAUUAUGUCCAGAACAGACAAACACAGAUCAAAUAGGGAGGAAUCACUGGGCAUAAUCAAACUACUAUCACCUGGGCUGUUAACAUGUUUCUCCUCUGUUAUCUUAUUGAGUCAUAUCUCAUUUGUACCUGUGCUUUCUGCAUCAAAAUGUAAAACUGGAUUUUCCUUUCUCUCUCCAGGUAUCAUCAAGGUAGGAAGGUGGAACCCUCUGCCCAUCCACUUCCUGACUGACGCACCUGAAGCGACAGUUGCUGACAUGUUGAUGGGGGUCUACCACAUGGUCACCCUACGCAUACAGCUACAAAGGUCAGAGGUCACAGCUUGAACUCUGGAUAUUAUCACUAGGAUAUUAAGUGCCUCAUGUCAGAGAGAGCGAGCAAAAAUGUUUACUCAUCAAUACUCCUCCCUUAAACUGACAAACAUCAUUAGAAAGAGUGCGUGUCCGUAUUUUAUGGCUGUUUGCGGUUGCACUGAGUCAGACGUUCGGUCCACAGGGCGGCUGAUGUCACCAAAGAUAAUUGGAGUUGAAAAAUUCUCCAUAUCUAUCAAAUUUAAAAGCAGCAGUAUCGAAACGCUGGAGCUGGAGUUCAGCAGCCCAGUGGGGAUUUAUCUAUUAUCUGUCUCCGUCAGGGAGCGUCCGUCUGCCAGGAACUCCUAGUUCCCCGGAAUAAGUGAAGCAGGAUCCUGAUGGACGGAUAAAAACAGAUAAACUCCAGAUGAGAGGGUUAUUAUUGUUAUUGUCUUGGCACGUACCAGCCAGGUUUGUUUACGUGUUUGUGUGUGUAUCCAUGGAAAAGGCAGAGCGCUGGCUCGCUCUGAGUUUCAGUGAUUUAUUUGAGGUUAAAUGACAUAAAAACAGAAAGAUGAGGGAAGAUAGGUCGAUACAGGAAACAGUGGUUUGAGGAAAAAAAGAUUAAUUAGGGAUGUUUCAAAGAUCCAUGAAGCUUAGACGUUCAGUUUAGGGUCCAUGGAAAGCAUUUUUAGAGACUGGAAAUAAAACUAGAAUAUCCAUUACCAUUUUCAUGUCUGCAGAGUAAAUAUGAAGUUAUAGACAGCUGUAUAUACCUUAAGUGUGCAGGGGCUGGUUUUGCAAAAACACAUAAAAAGUAAUGAGUUGAGACGAAAAGAUGAGGUUUUUCAGGAGAUUAUGGGACAAUUUCUUAUUCAGUAAAACUUUCCGAGAAGUCGCACUGUUAACUGGCGAACUAUGUUGCUAAACUGAUAGAUGUGGGAAGAAUGAUGUGUGUAAAUGUAUUUAUCUAACUUUUUUUACCCAUCAAAACUUCUUAUAUAUGUUUCUUUUACCUUUUAAUCGUUAGUGCUGUCUUUCUGUCCUUUCAAGUCACAGGAAUUGUUUGAACAUUUACAGCUUCUUCGUUUAGUCUCCUAAAAAUGAACGUUUUAUGAAUCGUUAGAACUAUUUGCACUAUAAAACCUAGCGGUAUCUGGGCUUACAGUUUGAUUACAGUACAGUACUUCCUAGUUUGUACAAAUGAGACUGGCAACUUCUCUCAGCUUUUGCUCUAAAAUCAAAAUAUGAGCUUCGUCGUGUUGUGGUUAGAUUUUAAGAUGUGGUUGACGUGGCUGUGUUGGUUUCAUUUGUUGUAGCUUUUCAAAGUUGGAGGACCUGCCCUGCGAGCAGUGGAACCACGCGACAGUCAGAAACGCUCUCAAAGAGCUGCUGAAGGAAAUGAACCAAAGCACUCUGGCCAAAGAGUGUCCUCUGUCACAGGUAACAAACACCUAAAGCCAACAAAUUCACUUUAAACUUCCAACCAGGUCUUUAUGUAAUGAAGCAAACAGACAUCUUAUUCAUGACUAAGUAGUUUACAUGUGCAAUGUAGCUGCCAUACAACUUAAACUCAUUUUGUGCGCAGUGUAGCUUACAUACAGCUAACUUAAAUGUGCUAAGCAAGUAACUUAGCUACAUGGCUAAUAUGUAACUAACCUUAGUGCGCUAAGCAGCUAACAUUUGACUCACUUGUUUGCAGAGGUGGCUAAAAUAUGUGCGCUAUGUGGCUAUCUAGUUUAUGAGUGUAAUGAGGCUACCAUAGAACUAGCUUAGGAGUGCAAUGCAGCUAGCUUACAGCCAGCAACACAGCUGAUCAAGCUGCUGAGUUUGUUGAUUUGGGAGGUAGAAAUAGCUGUCCGAAAUGUGAGCUUUACGUUGGAAUAAAUCAGUCCUUAAUACGUCUACCCUCUAAGAUCCUUAUGUCACUCACUAGGCUGUCAUAUGUUAUGGAUAAUGAGGCCCUUAUGAGACACAUUUAGGCAAUAAGAAAUCCAGGAUUAAUCCUACAUGUAUUGUAUUGAUUAUUGUAACAUUUUAAUCAAACUCCACCCCACAAAAUUAAGAACUGUCUCCUCAAUCAUGUUAAACUCCCCAGCUGCAUGUUUCCCCCUCUCUCCUGUCUUAUAAUAACUGCUGUGUGAGAUUUAUGUGUGUAUGUGCGUGCGUGUGUGUGUUUAAAUGGAGCUCUGGAGGGGGGUGUUGAUCGCGGCAUCAAUUGCAAGCAUAUGUGUGUGUGGCUGGAGAUUCCCUCUCUGUGCUGCACUGGCUCGAGUUUCCAUGGGUGGCUUCCAAUCAUGAUUAAUGUUUGUCUGUUCCUAUUGUGAGUGUGUAUGUGUGCGUGUGUUUACGUGAGCGUGCCAUGUGGUUGUUGCGUGAGUGUAAGCAUUUCAUAUCAUGUAGGUUAUUAAUUAUCUCUCCCCUGUCUCCCCCCACUCUCUCCCUCAGAGUAUGAUUUCCUCCAUUGUGAAUAGUUCCUACUAUGCCAACGUCUCCACUGCCAAAUGUCAGGAGUUUGGGCGCUGGUACAAGAAAUAUAAGAAAAUUAAAGGUGAGCUGAUCUGUGGAAUAUGGUCCAACUUUAACAUCACUUGAGUUUUUUAUGCUCUUUAACGUUGACUAAACUACCAUUCACAGCAACAAUUUAAAGAGGGAAAAUACUCUUAUUGAUUAAACUCAUGCUUUUAAUUGAAUUUUCUUCCAAGGUUAACUGUAGAUUUGCUAAAGUCAGAAGAGCACUCAUGGGUAGAUAGUAUUUGUACCAAGCCAAUGACAUCCAGUUUGACAUCCAAUCACAAAAACAAAUGGAGUAAUCAGAAUCAACAGAUUAAAUGCUAUCGAAGUUAACGCCGAGUAAAUGGAGUUAAAUUUUGGAUUAGCAGUGCCCACCCCUGCAUGAUCGAUUUUUAUAUGUUUGCUUUAAGAGCAUGAGGACCUCCCCCUCUGACUGACUUCCUGUCUUUGUUUUGUUGAGCAGUAGAUUACCUGGAGAAGAUGUGGACCGGACGAGAAACUUCUGAAAUCAAAAGUGAGAAUCUGAAUUUAAGUCAGAGUCCUGGAUCGUGUGAAGUUGUUUUGCCUGACCCCCCUGACUGUCUCGUCUUCUUUCUAGUUGAGAGGGACAACAUGGCCGACUUCUGUGUCCUGGGUCAGAGACCCCCUCCUCACUUGGCCAGCCUGGUCCAGCUCGGUCACCUUGGGGCUGGCAGCCCUCUCCUAAAGGCGGGCUCAGGAGACCCUCAGACAGGCUCUCAGCCCCAGCAGCCCCCUCCUCCCCAGCAGCAACCCUCACCUCACGGUCCUCUCCACCACAGCCCUCCUCUCCGCACGGGUCAGGUGCCUCCUCCACCGCCGCCACCCCUGCCUGGUGCCCUGCAGCCCCUGCUGGGUCCAGGGGGGAUCCUGUCCCCACAGCUUACCCCGCAAAUGGUUCGCCAGCAGCUCGCCAUGGCCCACCUCAUCAACCAGCAGCUAGCUGUUGGCCGUCUGUUGGCCCAUCAGCACCCACAAGCCCUCAACCAGCAGUUCCUCAACCACCCGCCCAUCCCACGAGGGUCGUCUAAAGUCGGCGACCAUCCAGGGAGCAACCCAUCAGCGGCCGAAGUUUCAUCUGAAAUCUACCAGCAGGUCAGAGAUGAGCUGAAGAGAGCGAGUGUCUCCCAGGCCGUGUUCGCCCGCGUGGCUUUUAACCGCACACAGGUAGGAAGACGGGAACACAGGGGGAGGGAGCAGGGGAGGAAGUGGAGAUAAAGUCAGAUCAGAGAAAGUUUUGGUGACGAGAGAAAGUUUCGUAGAGUUUGGGAGUGGCGAAUAGUGCACUCCUGAAAAUUGUCUGGGCGGGCUGCAGCUGAAUCUGUUCACUCAAACAUUAUCUGGACUUUUCAGCCCUCUGGUAAAAGUCAGUGUGAAAUCAGGUAAUAGUCAGGAACAUUUACACUGAGCAAGUGGGUGGGGCUUUGACCUCUGGAGCGAAGUAACUUUAGACUGCUCGCGUCAACUGUCUGUAUGACAUUUCUGCACUUGUUUUUAUUACAAUUCAGUUUUAUAAACACACAAAUAUUUGUGGGCGUAAAGUGAUGCUUUUGUCUUCUUGUGUGAAACAAACAACACAGUGAAAGAAGAUCUCUUUAUUUAUUGAUUAUUGAUAUUUUGGGUUGUAUAAACACUACAAUACAAGAUAAUUAGUUCAGUUUUGCAGUAAACUCUUUUUUUUUGCUGGUCAUCUAAGUGACUUCUAAAACCAAAAAUGUAUUUAUCCUUUUAGCCGUGUUGCCUUGAUUCAACUAUUUACAGCGCCAAGUCAUUUUUCAUUUGCAUACCUAAACUUUUGAAACAGUUCCUCUAACUCUGAUCCUAUUCAGUGAACCAUAUUUUUGAGACUAUAGUGCCGGUGGCUGUCUUUUUCCCCGAGAAAAUAACAGCUGAGAGGAGAUAAUCGCUGUGUGAGGUGUGAUAAGAAUAAAUCGAACUUGACGUCACUGAUAGAUGGUAAUUUUUCACACAGGGUUUGGCUAAUUCUGCGGUCACCCACCUUGGGGUAUUUUCAGGCGGAUUAGCAGGAGCAGGUUUCUCGCUGGGUCAUUGAGCCUCCUCCGCCCUCACAGCGGCACAAACACCUGAUGCAUUCAGGCUGUGCUAAACUGGUUACUACACGCCCCAUUAGACCAAUGUAAUGGGAGGUGGAUCAUAGACCUGCUGCUGUACAGGCCAGGUGUCAUUCACCACAUAUGUGUGUGUAUAUGUAUUAGUGUGAGCCUCCAACACAUAUACUAAUACUUUUUGUUGCACUGUUAUUUACUUAAUUUGUAUUUCAUAAAUAAAGGAUUUCAUCUGUAAUUUGAAGCCCUGAACAUAACAAAGUAGAUUUACUGUUGAACUAAAAUCUAAGAGUUUUAAUUUCACUUAAAUACUUUUAUGCUGAAAGACACACGUGUCUCCUUGUGUCUCUUUAUCAUCCAGGGUUUGUUGUCCGAGAUCCUGAGGAAAGAGGAGGACCCUCGCACGGCCUCUCAGUCUCUGCUGGUCAACCUGAAGGCCAUGCAGAACUUUCUGAACCUGCCCGAGAGCGAGAGAGACCGAAUCUACCAGGAGGAGAGAGAGCGCACCAUGAACCCGAGCGUCGGCCUUCCUGCAUCUAACUCGUCCAGCCCCGGAGCUCAACGCCUCUCACAGGUUAGUCUGCGGGGUUUGUUUUCACAUUCUGUACCAAAGUAGAAAAUACUUGAUAAAAAAAAAGAAACAGUUUCUUCUUAAGUCGAGUAAAAGUAGAAAGAGUAUAGGGUCAUAAAUUUCCCAAUAGUGCACCACAAAAACUCAAACUGACUUGGUUAAGGCCACAUUCAUAAGACAAAAUGUUCGCCUGGAGUAGUGAAGUCAGCGCAUUUGAUAUUAAGUUCGGGAGAUAUUUUGUAACUGAUAAUCAGACAAAAAAAAAAAAAAAGAAGAAAAAACACUUGCUCAAUUUUGAAUUUGUGCAGUAUGUGCACAGAGACGAGUCAACCGUAAAACCAUUCAUUCCUAUCUAUGUGAAUCCCUGCAAAAAAUCACUGACACCACUUACAUAAAUCAUACAUGAAAUUUUCUAAAGGGGAAGCCAAAGGAAACUUCUAUUUUAUAUGUUAGUGUCCCAUACAUUUAUACUGAGAUCAGGUUAGAUGUAAGGGAGGUAGUGGACAUGGUACAAAACAGAUAUUCGCAUUAAAUGCUCUGAAGUUAAAGUUAAGCAACUGCAAGAAAAGGAAGCGCAGAUAUUUUUAUUAUUGGAUGAAAGGGGUAAAAGGUUCAAAGCUGCACAUUCUUGCACAACUGUACAGAUCUCCUAUUCAACUUCCUGUGCAUACUUUGCAUUAUAUUGUUUAUUCUGUCUCAGUUCCUUGACAGAUGUUUACUGGCUAUCCAAUUUUGUCCUCCACUUCUGUGUUUGUUGCUUUUGCACCAAAACACCAAGACAAAUUCCUUGCAUGUGUGAAGUACCAAACCUGGAUCUGAUUCUGAAAAAUGUAAGCUCGGCAGAAAAUGCAGAUCAGAGGUGCACAGGUAUUUGCUGCACCUCGAAAAGUUGGGUUAAAUAUAUGUUUUUCUCAAGUGCAAGGGUCGGGAGCAAACAUGAGCAAACAAAAGAUAAACAAACAAAAAAAUAGCUGAAAUCUUGGAUGCAACAGGAUUUUUGCAGCUAAGACUCUGUCUGUUUGCCUUUCCUUGUCUGUUUUCACUCACCUGGAAACACCUGAUCCUCAAAAACGAAUUUUCUCUGACUUUUUCUUGAAACUAGAGACAGCUAUAACACGUUUCACAAAGUUUUCAGAGUGGCUGAUUUUAAAAGAGCUGCAGUACCACAGCAGGAAGAAAGCACUUCUAUUUUUGUGAUGCAUUAUUUUGAUUAUAACAUGCUGUGUGUGUUGUGUGUGUGUGUGCAUAGAAAGUGUGGGAGAGGAGCUUAGAUGAGCAGAUAACCCCUGAUACCUGGGCCUCCAUCUGGAAGAACAAGACUAAGAUCUCCAACUCGGUGAGUUAUCUGGGAUCUCCAGCCUGCCCUCACAGAGUUUAGCUGCAGCACGUCAUGUUUUCUGUCUUUUUAAUCUUAAAGAAAUCCUGUUUAUAAUGGGAAACAGCCUCAAAGCCAUCAGAGCAGCAUAUUGUAAACAUAAAGGACAUUAUACUGUAUUUGUUUCCAUCUGCAGAGAACAAUUUAGCCACAUCAGUGAUAAGGACUUCUCUGUGAUGUCAGGGCAAACGGCCAUUCAGGGAGAAUCUGAGAGCUAUUCUUAUUAUGUCUAUGUGAAAUUAUCUCAGCAUCGUUUACACUGAGGGAAUGUAAGCUAGCUGGUCCAUACUCGUCUCGUGGACGACUUCAAACAGUGUGUAUACAAGCUCUCAGAGAGCCAAUACAAGUCCGCUCAAACAGAAACAACAAAGAAAGACAAAAGAGGAGGACUUAAUGACUUUGAUCUGUAAACAAAAGUCAUGUGGAGACGUGCGCUGCAGAUGUGAACGCUGCACGACUCGGUCUGAUCAUCAGCUGAUAACCUCAGUUCCACAUGUAAACACAAGUAGAUGCUUUUCAGGAUAAAUCUUUUUUUUUUUCAGGAACAAAUCUGAGGCACUUAGUGAAAGAUUUGGUGCCUGUAUGACAUUUCCCGUCGUACAAACUUAUCUGAUAGCUCCUCCUCCAACAUUCAAACCGACUUUAUUUUGUACUCACUGUGUGUGACAUCAUGCUCUGUUUUCUUUUUUUUUCUCCUCAGCCAAAGCCGAGCGGGCCGACCUCUGACCUCCCCCUGAAGCUGGACUUGCUGGCCAACAUCACAUCGGGAAUCUACGACGAGAUCCAACAGGAGAUGAAGAGAGCCAAAGUGUCGCAGGCGCUGUUCGCAAAGGUGGCCGCUAACAAGAGCCAGGUGAGGGACAAUGACACUGCAGAAUACAAGUAGAAAAAAAAAGGAUUACUUGAAAUUGAUUUGGCCUAAUCAAGAUGAUUGAAUGAUAGAAAUAUGCAGAAUAAAACUGGAUUGAAAAGCUUAUAAAAGCUUUCAAACUCAGGGCAUCACAGUCUUGAGACUGAGAGCUGCCUACCUCCAUGACUAUUCAACUCUGUGAGACUUAAAUAUUAAACAUUUAUAAGCUCUGACUUUCUUUUAAGAACUAUUUUGAUAGUAAUGCACACUUCUAGUAUUUGAAAAAAGUUGCAUAGAGGGAAACCGUCAAAUACAAGCGGCAGGGAGGAUGUUGGGAAAUAUUCUGGAUCAUGCUCAAUCAGGUAUUUUUUGGAAGUUUCCAGGAACUUAGCGCAUCUCUAAAAACUCCAACACUUUAUGCAAUGGAGAUCUUCAAACCUGACAGUGAACAGGUUUCCAAGACAGUGACAUUGACUGAGCUGCAAAGGUAGACACCAACAAGAGCAGAGAGAAGGAAACCCAAUGAGAGAGGAAACAUCCAGAAUUGACCACCAGAUUCUUCAUGAUGUUGCACGAUCCUGUUUAGUAUGUUUUAUUACUCAGCCCUGGAAACAACUGACGAAACUUGGCCUUAACUAACUGUGCUAAUAAAACCGUCUCUCCUCUGCUGCUUAUUGCUUUAAGAAAAGUAAAUAAACAUCUAAAGUUUCCUCGACAUCUAAAGUGAUCCCGCUCUCACUCUUGAAUCUUUAAACAGAGGACGUACAUGCUUACAUUGAUCGUUUGGACAAAGGAAAAAGAGGCAAAGGGAGAAUAAAUAUGAGUUAACAGGCUGGUUUGGCUUGAGUUGUGUGCCUCUGUGUGUCAUUUUCCGCUCUUUCUCCUGUUUUCUCCAAAUAAAGGCAUAAAAUACAAAUUCAAACAUAAAUAAAUCACAUUAACUCAAACUUAUUAGAGGACCCUCCAUUUAUGAAUAAAACUAAAUUCAACAUUGCUGUGUUCGACCCUGAGAUAAGUGUAUACAGUAUAUCUGUGCUUGUACAUGCAUGCGUUUGUGUGUGUAUGUGUUUGUGUGGUUGGCGAGGUCCCCCAGGUCGGUGGGUCUGGGGGUGGCGGAGGGUCACGGCUCAGUGCACCCAUCUGCUGCAGCUGGCCACAAGGACGGCGAGCGAGCAGAGAGAGGGAGAUGAUCAGGCUAUUAGCGGCGCUGCUGCCCGAGGUGGCGGCUGGUUGAACACAACAGCUGGUGUCACAAACCGAACCAGUCUAGCAGAUAUAAUUCAAUCUUCUCCAGCUCUCCUUCCCCCGUCUUCCUGUCCUACAUUUACCUCACACACUCCAAACACUUCCUGCUCUUUCAACUUUUUAUCUACACAUCAUUUUGGGAUAAUUAUAAACUUAUUUCAUCCUUAAAUUUCCUUUUUUCCUCCCAUAUUUUCCGAAUCAUCAAAACUAAAUUAAAAUAUUAAAAAUAAAAACACUUUCACGGCACCCUGAAUCCCUGUGUAAAUCCCUCAGACUGGACAAAACAUGGAUGUAGUCUGAGUGACAUCACCCUCUGGUUUCUGAAGCCAAACAAUGAGAGUCACCACGUUGGAAAUGCUGACUCAACCUAAUUUUCAGUCAACCUAACCAGAGGAAAGAAGUGAAGUUGAGGUCAGCCUUAGUCUCCUGCUAGUCAAGUCAGCCCCAAAUUAUGCAAUACUCUUAAAACUUAAAAUCAAAUAAGUUGUUUAAAAAAAGUUCAUCCCUGUUUUGUACCAGGCUGUAAAUAUGUCAAUUGUAGUUCCUCACAAUUGUAGUUCCUUCCUUUUUGACUUCAUUUCUAAAGACUGGAGGAUGCUGCUUAUCCUGCCUCUGAAAGACCACUGUCAAGCAUUUCACUAGUUAUAUUAAAGAGGAUAAAAAAUGGAGGUGGAUUUAAAGAAGAUCGUUGGGUUGAUAAAUCUGUGUCAAAAAGUAAAAUGCAACUUGGUUGUCAAAAUACAACUAAUUUCUUCUAAAACUACAGCUUUCCUCUGAUAAUAUUACUUUAGCUCAUUGUGUUAAGGCUUUAUUCCAGUAAAUGUUGGAAUAAUCAAACUUAAGUCUUGAAAUCUCAGAGUUUUUUUCCUUAAAGAUCUUUUAUACCUUCGUAAAAGCCAAUUGUAGUCAAUAAGACACCACACUUCUGACUAAGGAGUGAUGAAAAUAAUCUUGAAUUUAAAUCCUAAAUCAGUUUAAGGCACUUAAAAUAACCACCAUAGUUAGAAGUCAGAUUCUCCUUGUUUGUAGACUGUAUGGCUUCAGCUCUAUACACACUUCACCAACAACUCAAACUUCUCAGCAAGAACUUCAAGAAGCACAUUUCCCAAAUUAGGGAAAUUUUCUCCCAUUUUCUCAAACACCUUUAUCUCUAAGCCCACCUAUUGUUCCCGUGUCCUCUCCAGGGCUGGCUGUGCGAGCUGCUCCGGUGGAAAGAGAACCCCAGCCCGGAGAACCGCACUCUGUGGGAGAACCUGUGCACCAUCCGGAGGUUCCUGACGCUGCCGCAGCCCGACAGAGACAUGGCGUACGAGGAGGAGUCCCGACACCAUCACGCGGAGAGGCUGCACACCGUCCUUCACCUGCCACAGGACACACAGGUAAGACCCAGACGUUAAAAAGUGUUUACAGCUGCAGCUAACAUGCAGCUCAUAUCUGCACGUCCAGAUGGAGCAUUAUAUUUACACCUGGCAUUAAAAGCAUCUCCGGAGUGUGCAUUAGAAACAGAUUUCCUGCACACGCCACCUCACCUCACAAUAUUUACAUCUGCGGAAAUGAAUUGUAAACACCUUUUCCUGAUUCACCAGCGUGCAGAAAUAUCCUGAAAAUGUACUUUCAGCGAGAUGAUUUGAUUUGAGCUCACAUACAAAAGUUUAUUUUCCACUGACAUACUGGAGGUGUAUCUGCUGGAGGAAAAUGUGUUUUGUUUAUAUUUUGUUAUGAUCUUGUUUUUGUCAAACGUGUCCAGAUCAUUUCCAGUGAUGCUGCACGGUCAAAUCUGGUACAUAUCUUAGAGAAGCGGUUCGACACUUGAAGGAGAAAUUUGUGCAAAAGCAAAGGUGAAAUACCUCAAAUAUUGAACAGAAGGUUGGGUGCUGGACCAUCUCUAAGCAAUGAUUUCUGAGAGACUUUUCAGGUUCAAGACAUCUGGUUUAAUUUAAGAAUUGGUCAGACACGUUGGUCCAAAUAUCUCUCUUUUAUUUCAUCUCACAAAGAUAUGCUGCAGAAAGAGGAGUAAUACGCUCCCUCCGUUCAAUGAGUCGCCUUAACUUUUAUUAGUUUAAAUCCAUAAACUCCCUUGAAUUCGGGACAGAUGUCAACCAGAGAUGAGCUUUAAUUAUUUAAGAACAAACUUUUGCUGACUGGAAAUUGGACUCUUGUUGUUGUCUUGGUCUUUAUUUCCAUUUUUAAGGCCAGCUCAAGCAGCUCAAGUCCUACAUGUCCCUCUUGUCACUCACUAGGGCCCAAAUUUCCCCAGACUUUUACCUUAUCAACUAAUGGGAAACAUACCCUCCAGCUGAUUUUUCACCCUCCUCCCACCACUUGGUAGUCAGUUAACCACUUUUCUUAGACAAAAGUUGAAGUUCAGCUCAUUAAUUUUCCUGUCAUUCUCUUAAAAAUCAUCAACAAGUGUCCGCCUGCUGCUUUGGUGUGCAAACUUGGCAUUCAGUUUCUCCGUACCACAAUGGUGAACAAUAAAUGUGAUGCAUUUGAGUGACACUAAAAAAUGUCAGGGGCUAAGUUGCACAGACAAUUUGACAAACAAGAAAUCACUUUUGACUAAGACAGUCUACUAGAAGUUUUACGGUACUCCUGAUUCAAGGCACUUCGACUCAAGAUUAGAAACAAACCUGCAUUCAAUAUGUUGCUUACUGAAAUGUGCAAAAGUGUUGGCAUCAAAACAUGAAGCAUUGAAAGAAAAAAACUCUCUACUUUGAGUGAGUUUGAGUUACUUAUGCAUUUACAGUUCCUUUAAUUUAAUGUUGCAGCAUCAUUUAUUCAGACAUGGUGUUAAAAUAUCUGAAUUUAAAGCUAAAACUGCAAAGAUAUCAGCACAAUAUAUGGCUUUGUAGUAAAGUAAUGCUGAAAAGAGAAAGAAACUUUAAGUUUCACAUGGCCAGAUGCAAACAUCUUCUAAAUGUUUACGGUUUUGUUUUUGUUUUCCUCAAUAAGUGAGAUUUCUUUUUCUUAUAAUGUGAAAGACAAUAUUAAGAUCAUUUCUCAGUAAAAAAGGAGAACACAGAUCGCAUCAAAACAACCUAAAGUCACCUCAAGACUUAUUUAGUGGCUUUUAGAAGAGAAGUAGUGUGAACAUUUGUUGUAAAACCAUGCAGCAUAAAAUGUAGGACACAUGGCCUGAGAACUUUAAAGGUCUUGACGGAAACUUUUCUUAUAAGCAGCAUCUGCAUUUGUUUAAAAUCUGCAAAAAAACAAGAUCUGCAGAGGUGUCAUUUCCAAAACACAAACUUUAUUACUCCGAGAAAAAAGGAUGAAACUGUGUUUCUUCAAACCGCACCCAUCGUUACACAAUCAUUAUUAAUUCUUUAUUAAAAACGGAGUUGUGUGAGUGGUUCUGCUCUGUUUGAUCUGGUUGUGUAUGUGCAUGUGUUUGUGUGUGCGCAUGUGUUUGUGUGUCUGCGUGCCCCAGCGGAGUGAAGAGUAAACAGUGUAGCUGGGUGGUGUGGCACUGGAGGAAAUGCCCCAUUAGUUUAAGAAGAGGAGGAGAGAGGGGGGUUAGAGAGGCUGCAGGGGGGCUGAGGGGAUCGAUGCAGGACACACACACACACAACUGUAACCCUCCUGCGCUCAAACACACACAAACACACACUAACCCUGUUUAUCUGCCUCUCUGUUCAUUUAUUACUCCUCAGCUGUGUAGAUUAUCUUAUCAGUUAUUGAUUUAAAGUAGCAGACGGCACAGAAACUUCACAAAAACAACUCUUUUCUCACACCUUGCACUGACUUUUAUUGAUUUAUUGAACCUUAUCGCCACCGCACAGGGCAGUGAGGUAGGUUAGGUAUCAUGUUCACGGAAUAUUAGGAUCGAAAAAACAAAAAUAGAAACACAAACUUAAUGUUUAACUUCAGCUCACUUCGGAGAGAAAGAAAUACUAAAACGUGUUUUUCAUGCAAGAGAAUAAACUUGUUUCCCAACAUUUUGGAGCAUUCCUUAAAAUCCAGUGGGCUCAGUUCAGAACAAUAACCACAUUGGGUGUAAAUUGUGUUAUUUGUUUUGAAACCGUUUAAUCUGCAAGAAAAUUUAACUAACUUGCAGAAACCCCACAAAAACAAACAAAACGCAAAAUGUGUUUAGGUCUUUUAAUUUAACAUAACGAAACUUAAAAAGCUGGUAAGAAAUCAGCCGUUAGAUCACCAUGUAGAUCGACAGAAAAUAAAGUUUGACAACGGAAAACAAAAAAGUUUCCUUAGCUGUCUAAAUAUAGUUUUACUGAACAAGUUUAAUUUAUUCUUUCCUAAUCAGGUAGUUCCUUUAUUUUUUUAAUCCUUACUUUGAACAAUUUGGUAAAGAAAAGAUAAAAAGGGGUCCAAAGGGAUGCCUUGAAUAUAAGUUGGAAAAGUAGACAUAGUCAUUUCAAAAUUAGUAAGUAAUUUCAAUUACUUUCAACUAAUUUCAAUAAUUUCAAAGAGUUAUGGCUAAGUGUGCCACAUCAUAUAUUUCUGUUGAGUCUCCGUUUUAAAGUAAACAGUAAGUCACAGUCUCAGUUUUACAGUAAAAAUAAAUAAAGUAAUCAGUUUCAUAGUAAAAGAAAGUUAAAGUCUCAGUUUCACAUUAUGUACUAAAUCAAACUGAGUCUCUUUUACAUGAUAAGUAAGUCAGUCUCAGUUUCAAAGUUAACAGUAAGUCAUAGUCUCAGAUUCACUUUAAAGGAGGUUGCAGUUUUAUUUGUACAGUCAACAGUUAAUUGAUUGACAUCUCAGUUUUACAGUAGACAGUUUAUCAAAAUCCUAGUUUUACACUAAAAACAGGUCAGACUUAGUAGGGCAUUCAGAGUCCAGGUUGCACUGUUAAGAAAUGGUCAAACACUCUCAAAGAGUUUGUCAAAUAGAGUCUCGGUUUCACAGUAAGUCAAGCAGAGUUUCCACUUUCAUGCCUGCUAACAUACCCAUUAUCUCCUGGUUUCUUUUCUAUUCUAAGCCCAUCUCCUUUUCCUCUCUCAUGUUGCUUCCCCUCUGAGGUUUUUACACCAUUAAAACCAUAUCAUUAAAAAAACAUAAAGCCUCCAUAUAGGUUUGUCCAAUAGGUCCAAUAAUCACCAUUCACACAGUCAACCACCAACUUUUUACAUCGUGUUUUAGCGAUAUUCAGUCUCCUCUGCUCAUCCUGUCCUCUAAAUACACAAUGAUCAUACACCACAUAUAGUCUAUAUCAUCCACCAUAAAUCAAAAACAGGCUGAAUCCUCAAACUUCCUCUUUCAACACAACUCCUACGGUUGUUUUGUGGCCCCGCCCCCUUUUCAUCUCCUCCCAUUCAGAGCAGUGUAUUAAAGGCUGAUGGGAAGACUGGGCGGAAGCUGUGGUGGCACCAUUAACACAUUCCUCUGCUCCUCCAGUACUCCCAGCAAAGACUAAAAAUAAAGUUCACCCUCAAAACGCCACACACACACACACACACUCACACAUACACACACAGACACCCUAAGAGACACCAGAGAGGAGCUGUGGUGAAACACUGGUGAUUUAUUAAUGGGAAACGAGGUGUGUGAGUUGCUGUCUUCAGACCCCCUCCUCCUCCUCCUCUUCCUCCUCCAUCCCAGAUGAAGCCACCACCAACCUCAGGCUCCAGCCAGCCUGCCACCACAGACCACACAUGUGUCCCAUCUGCCACACACACACACAUACUUACACACACUCUCGCACUGAUAGAGGGUAAUGUGAGCACUCCUUUGUGUUGUGGACAAUGAGAGGUUCUCUAAAACUGUAACAAGCGACCACAGGAUACACAUGAAAAAUGAAUGCGGUGCAAAGGCAAAAAACUCUACUGUAAAUCCCGUAGACUGUGUAAAUAAUACAUGCAGUCUUUGUGACGUCACCCAUCGGUUUGCAGGCUGUGCGUUUUGCCACCAGAAGUGACCAUAUUUGGAGAAGAGGGUGGAGCUGGACAAAUGCAAAAAUAUCAGAGCUUUAUAGUCACAACCUGAGGCCUCUUCAUUAACUGGCUAAAGAACCAGUUAACUGAGGUUCAGUCUCUUGUGGUAUGUGAUUCAUAUUCAUCAGACAAUGGUAGUUUCACUGACACUGAUAGGAGUACCUCCAUCAGUUGUUGAUAAUGUUUAAAUCACACGUAUUUCUAACUAUCUAUUCUGACAUGUCUGCUUUGCCCUCACAUCUGUUAAUACAAUCUCUAUUUUAAUCCAGACAGCAAAAAAAGUCAAGGGGAAAAUGAUCAAGCCUCAGCAGUGUUUUAGAAAGUAUUAUUACUUAUCUAAUAGUUGGUUAAAGCAGACUGUGAAGACAGAGAGGAUGAAUGCGAUUGAUUUAUGUGCACACAGAUCCCGCAGCCAACCCUCCUAAUGCUAGAGCUCCAGUUGUGCCACCCACAUCAUAAAAAGUCUGGACAUAUCCCUGCAGAUACUCAAUGGGAUGGAGGUGACUUACUAAAAAUUGAAUUGCAAAACUUGCAGUUAAGUAGAUUUAUUAGCAACAUUUCCAUUCUUGGCCUUAGCCUGGGAUGGAAACAAUGCAAAUAAAGUCUGAUUGGUCAUGAAAACACACUAUCAUCAUCACCCACGCAAACUUUAAGCUCAUACAAGGGAUUAAAAGCAGGAAUUUACAUGUAUAUUUCUGCUAUGAAGUUUCAACCUGGGGCUCUAUGGGGAUUGACGAACUUCUAGUGCAAGCGCCAAGUGGACACUUUGGGUACUGCAGUUUUUGGCGCUUCUUUCGUUCAUUUUUGAGCUCUGGAGGAUGCAGUUCUGAUACUCCUCACCCAAGUCAUGCGUGUGUGUUUGGACCAGAUUGCAUGUACAGUAGCGUGAGCCAUUUCUACAUGUUUCUGAGCAUUGGGACAUCUCCAACUGUGUGUAUUAAGACUGCAGGUGCUGUUUGUGUGUGUGUUUGUGCAUGUCAGUAAACUCAGCAGCAUCACAUUUCUUCAUGACUGACACGGUCCUGGUGCUCGCUCUGCAGCUCUUAUUCAUACGGCUUUAGCAGUUAAGUGCGUCCCACAGCUAAUUUGGCAGAGUCUGCCCUUAUAAAUUAUUUCUUUAUUGUUUUUGCUAAAUUGAUUUCUGCUGCAAGACGAGGGGUGUUUAUGUGUGUGUGUGCGAGAGAGACCGCUCACUGUGGCUGAGACCCCAGGAGUGGUGGACUAGAACAAGACGUAACAACCGCUGUGCCCUUCCUCCUCUCUCUGCAGCGACAAAUCACUCAGUGGAAAUCUCUCUGUUUCAGUAAAUAUGUAUGAAAUGUAGAAUAAAUAAGAGUGCUCAAAAUUGAUGCAGCACAGGCAGACGAUUCUGACUUUACCCCGUUUUAGUCCCUUUUUUUGUGUGUGAACUCCAUGCGACAUAAUCUGAGAAAGUAUUUGUAUAGUAGAAUGUAGAAAAAAAAUUGUGCCUAAAAUAACUUCUAUGUUGCAAUUUUUUUCUAAACUAAACAAGAUCUAAUGGACUCCAAGAGACAGGGCCUUGCUCAUGAGUCAUGCUUGUACCCUUCACUUCUCAUAAUGCAGUCCAGUAGUCUUUCUUCAUUAGACUCUGCCUGGUAAAAACCCUCCAUGUAUUUUGAACUCCCCUCCCUGAUUUCGUAAUCCCGUCUUCCUGUCCAAACCCACGCUCGAGAAAAAGAAAAACCCGGAUGACUUCAUCAGGUAUUACUUUCUCAGAGUUUGGAAAAUUCCCACCAAAACCAUUACACCCGUCUUCUCACCAGUGGAGCAUUACCUCCAUUUAUGAGUGAACUAAUCAUGAUGAGCAGAAUGAGCGGAGCGGCCCUUUAAGAGGUCACAUGAUCCUCUGUAAGUAAUGAGUAAACACCUACAGUCUUUGCAACAAACCAAGAGAUCCAAAAACUUAGCUCAGCAACAUGACUAGUUUUUUUUUUACAUGUACUGUAUUUGCAGAAAAAAGCACAGGUGUGAAUCCUGCUACUUCAUUUUUAUGCCCCUCAUCCAUAUGAUGGCAUUUGUGGACAAGAAGCUCCCGAACUGCACAAGUUUGAGCUUCUGUUUUAUCGCCAAAAAUGUUAUUUUAUAACAGUUUUCUGCACAACAAAAAAACACUUGUCUGCUCACAACAAGAGCUUCUCUGGUGACCUGAUUGUUCAAUGAUCAUAACUGUCUAUACUCGACAGGCCACCACUGGUCACAGUUCACAUUUAUAUCUGAUUAACAAAGAAUAUACUUCUGGCUGUACAUAAACUUAAGGAUGGACAUUUCCUUGGAGUAGGGCUGGGCGAUAUGGCCGCAAAUCAAUAUCACGAUAUAUUAAGCAGUUUUCCUCGAUAACGAUAAAUGGACGAUAACUACUCCACAAGCUGCUCACCCCCAUCCCCUCCUACAUCUCCUCACCUGUCUUUCCCUCUUUGUUACGGACUGGAUGGCGUUAAGUCAUGUCUCUGACGUAGAAAAGCGUCUUAAAGGGACAUGAGACCAUAGCCUACCUACACACAUCCAAAACCAACUUAAAUUUAUUUAUGUUUUUGACACCGAAUAUACCGAUAUGGGCAAAAUGAUGUCUGUUAUUGUCGUGAAUGUCGGUAUUGGUGAAUUUUCAGUUUAUCGCCCAGCCCUACAUUGUAUUGGAGUUAAAUCAUAUCCAGACAGAUUAGCGACGGCACUAUCAGACUUAUAAGUAUAUUUGAUUGGUGAAGAAACUUCUAAAACUAAAACAAAAAAGACUGGCAUAAAAAAAAAACACUGAGCUAUAUCAAGUCUGUAAAUCCUGUAAGGCGAUUGGCUUCAGAAAAUGUGACUCUCAAGUACAGGACAAACUGAGUAAAGAUGCAAGAGGUGGCACUUUGUCCACAGGAGCUUUAAUGCUUUAGUAAAGUCAUACAUAAUCAAAAAAGGACACUUUUGAUCUAUCAAGGAACUUUUUCUUUUUGAUUUUGUACAGUGUUGUCGCUUCAAAACUUUGUUAUACGCCUCCGAUUGUCACUUUACGAUAAAAAGAACUCCCUCUCCCCUCUCCCUCUCUCCCCUCUGUCUCUCUCUCUCUCUCUUCUCAGUGCAUCUCGGUGGCCUCUCAUUGUGGGAGGGUGGAGUUUUUGGCAAACCACAAUUAACUUAAUUGUUUAAUUGCAGAUAAAUGGAAUGAAUACCACACACAGUCUGAACCAAAAAAAUAUGCAAUGUCUCAAGAGCAUGCACAGGAACAAAUAUACGACCACACAAACACACAUGCACACACACACACACUCACUCACGCACACACACUCUGAGCUGCUCUCCCAGUCUGAAUAACAGGACGAGUGUUCAGCUUUUCAUCAAAGAAUCAUUAUUUUGCAAAUAAAAAAAGAAAAUGUGAAGUGACUCAUCCACUCCCUCAGCCUGAAUCAUGAAUUACAAGCACUCACACUUAUUCCAAUACAACACACACUCACACACACACACAGACAGACACACAUAGCUUGUAGACAGCAGGACAGACAGACAGAUGGAGGGAGAAUGAGAAAAUAAGAAAACACACUCUGAUUAACAGGAAAAGGUGAAGUCAUGCACAAAACUAACAGAAAAGUGAUUUUUCCUUCAUUACAUAUUUAUCUCUGUGUUAAUGGUGUCUCUGGUGGUCACACACUGCACAAACACUCACACACACUCAUACACACACACGCUCUUACACAUGCACACAGCGUUAGGGGCCCAGGAGAACUAGAGCUCAUUAAGGAGAGGAUGAAUAUUUCAUGUUGUAUAAUUCUUUCAUAGUUCUGCGCCGUAAUUUGCCUUGAUUUACGUUUAAAAGAAACUUUUUCAUUUGAGCUGAUUUGAGCUGAGCGAGGAGGGGGAGAGGGAGAGAGAGAGAGAGAGAGAGAGAGAGAGAGAGAGAGAGACUGAGAGGAGAGGGAGGAAAGUUUUUCAGGAAUAUUGAAUCAUAGCAUUAGGAGAGCUGGUCAGGCUGCAGGGCUCCAGUCUUUGUGGUUUUGGGAGAGCGGCGCUGCAUUGUGCUCCUCUGAAAUGAUGUGAAGUUUCUUCCAAAGUGUGAAGGUUGGAGAGGAGGGAGGUGAAAAAAAAAAACCAAAUAUAUUCUGAGGCUUUAAGACGUCAGUUACUGUGUUUGAGCUUGGAUAUGAUGGAGUGAAAGUUAAAACAUCAUUUAGGUUAUGGUGUUCCACAUAUGUAGGUGGAGGGGAAGGCAGCUCUACCGCAGGGUCUUUGCUUGUGCUCUCCCCUGCCUUUGCUUUUCAUGUCUGUACAUAAAACAAGAAGGAGGUUUCCCCGUACCUCAGGCUUUGGCAUCCAUGCAUGGAUGUGAAAAAGAAGCCAGCUCUACUUGGAGGGUCUUAACUGCCUAACUUUGCUUUUUUUUUUUUAUGUAUGCACAUAAACAGGGAGGAGGUGUGCUCUCUGGCUGUUCAUUCAUUGAACUGUAAAUUUUUAUAAACCUAUUCAAGUUGUAAUUUUUCAUUAUACAAUGUUGUGAUUUUUAUUAUUUCACAGAGCCUGACUCCCAUCUUAGAUAACAGUUAAAUAAAAAAUAAAAAUCCGUGCCAAUCUGGCAAAAGAUUUAUUCUAGUUAAAUCUGAGCUUGGUAAUUUAAGUAAUAUGACUUUCAGCUUUUCCACUCAGUAUAUCUCGCUGGAAGUAUUUUCUGAGCACUCAGCGUUUCAUGAUGACUGGUGGUAAUCAGUGUCUUCUUGCAGCAGCGACAUAACCUUUCAGUGUGUGGGAGCAUAAAAAGCAGGUGAUAAUCAUUAAACUCAUCUGCUGCUCUCAGUAAAUAUGAUUAUAAACUGCUAAACACAGAGCAUUAGUCAUAUGUCACAGAGAGCAGACUUACACCCCGGGGACCAUUAACUGGAAACACAGCCACACCCCUGAACGUCACAGGACUACAAGUCCUUGACACUUUCAGUCAAAAAAAUUUUUUUUGACCUUUUUCUGAGUCUCUUCCCUCUAAAGAAGGACAAAAUCAUUUUCUAAGUGCCUUACAAAACUGUCACAGACGAACACAUGUGACUGUUCCCUGACCUAUUGCCUCUGGGUAAGGUUUUGGUUAAGGUUCAGGGAUAAAAACAGUUUGGUAAAAAUGUGGGAAAGAUGGUGACUUGGGUUAAAAACAUCCUCUUUAAAGGCAGAGAACAUGGUUAGAGUUAAAAGAAGACAGAACUUGGUUCAGGUUUGGAAAAGAAACCGAAAACCGAAAAAAAACAAUGCCGUAUAUUUAAUCAACAUCCAAACGGACAGUUUUUUCUAUGAUGAGAUUAUUGAGAUUAAAUAAAAUGUCUAUUUGAAACAAACAUGCUAAUCUUAAAUUUGAUGCCAGCAACACAUUUCAAAUAGACAGGACAAAGUUUGGUAGUAACAUCCCAUCCCUGCUUGAUGUAGGAUUUUUUAUGUCAUGUCACUCAGGACUGUAGACACGCUAGUUUAAUAGCAGGACUCUUCUACUACAGAGCCAUGCUGUUGUAAUUCGUGCAGAAUGUGGUUUGGCACUGUCUGAAAUAUGAAGGUCUUUCCUGAAAAAGUCAUUGUCUGGAUGGCAGCGUAUGUUGCGCCUAAACCUGUUUAUAUUGUUCAGAUUACUGGAGCCUUCUCAGAUGUAUAAACUACUCAUGACUUGGACACUUGUGAUCCCCAUACCAUCAGGGAUGCUGGCUUUAAACUGUGAGUUGAUAACAUGCUGAGUGGUCCCCCUCCUCUUUAGUUUACCCAUGAAGCCCAGAUGAAAAAUGUUCGGAAGUUUCCAGGAAUGUAAAGCAUAUGUAAAAGGGACUAAAGAAAGGACUCAGAGGAGGGCUUCUGUCACUAUGUCCUCACCAAACGUUUGCUUGCUUAAUGCUAGCUGUUUGGGUAUAAGGAAUAGAUUGUUGGCUGCCUGCUGCCUCAUCCUGCUAACCAGCUGACAUUUAAGCCCCAGUUACUCUAUAUAUUGCAAACUCCUGUGUACAGAAGGACUGCUGUGGCCAAAAGCUUCUCUUGUUUCGGAUCCUGUUUUUAUUUUCCUAAAUUUUCACCAGGACUCAAUGCAGCAGGCAUCUGUCCUGCUUACUAUAACUUCUUUUUAAGCUGUAACCACAUUUUCAUCAAACGAUAUCUACUGAUGUACGGAAUGGAACAGAAAGUAGAGGUCAAAGGGCAAACGUUGGGUGGAGUCCCAGCUUGGACUUAAGUGCUGCGUCCGAAUUGCCAAGUAGUAGUCGAAGUAGUAGUCGAAGUAGUAUCUAGCAUGUCCGAAUUGGCCACCGGAGCGAGUAGCAUGCUACUUCAGAUACUACUUCAGAUGCUAGACACGCCCACAUUGUAGGUUGGUCUCGGUGCAUCCUACGGGCAUGCUACUGACCCAAAAUGCACCGCGGGCUUCUUCUUCGUCCUCUUAAAAGUUGUAGAAGCGCAUGUGAUGCUAGCGCCACCAGCUGCUCUGCCUAUUUAAAAGUGUCGCGAACGCCGGCUGGCCACAGCAGCGCGCACCAUGUCGGAGCAGUAGCAGCAGCAGGCGGGACCGCGGCAGUACAGAUGUAAGUUUCAUGUAACUUCACACACUGUCCUAAAAAAUGUGCGGUUGUAUCUCUUUGUCAUGUCAUGGUGUCAUAUUUGCCCAAGUAAUCAUUUUAUGAGCAAGUGGCGACAUCAUGGAGGUAAAGCUCACUUAUUCCAUCAUUAAACUGCACAGCUGCAGUACUACAGCCAGGCCCGCAGAUGAGGGGCUUCAGUUACCACUGUCUGCACGGGCGCAGUACCUACUCUCUGCCUGCGGGGGUCGUCUUUCCCCACCGCUCGUCUAGUGUGUCCGAAUUGGGCCAACGUUUUUAGUAUGUAGGAGUAGGAUCUAGCAGUAGCACGUAGCAGUAGCAGUAGCAUGUAGUAUCCGAGCGGGCAGUUCGGACGCAGCAAUUGUGUGAGAAAGUUAGGGGAGGAGUUAAGGGGAGGUACAUGAGACAGGAGAGGUUGUGUUGGGGGUUGGGGCUCCUGGCAUCAACCAGUUCAGGCUGAUUUGGAUGUGGAGUCAUGUUGGCUUGGCAGAGGCCCACUUCAUUAGUGUCCUGAUGCAUUAGAGGUGAGGAGAGAGGGGAGAAGGGGGCGGGGGAAGAGAAAGUGGUUAAAAAAGGUUGUAAAAUAGAGAAGAAUUAAAGGUAAGAAAGAGGAGUGGGAGGAAGAGCUGAACUCUGACGGAGCCGGGCGGUCGUGUGUGUGUUUGGCUCUGCUCUCUAACAUCAUCAUUAGUGCAUGAAGGAGACCAGGCCCCACUGUGUGUACAUGCAUGUGUGCGUGGCGAUUGAUCCAAGAGUCCUUGCUGUCAGACCAAAUCAGCUUAAAAGUGAUGAAGGUCUGUGAGUAAGGCGAGUGGAGACGUUCGGUUACGCAAUCGCUCUCUGAGAUUUCCCCUCAAUUUAGUUAUUAAGUGUCUCUGUGAGUUUGUAGCGGGGGAUGUUUGUGGCGCUGAUGUGUGGUCCUCAUUAGGGCAAAUAGGGUAAAUAUCUUUUUGUUGUGGCCAGGAUUUCAAGCACUCUCACAGACUUCCAAAAAAAUUACUGUGUGUGAAAGAAAGAGAAGAUUAUGUGGGAGGAAAGAGAGAAAAAUGUCAAAAACCUUCUGAAUUCCUGUAAAUUGGUCAUCCCCCCUACCGAAAAUAAAACCCCUACGAGAGAAACCGGAGCAAUUUCAUGGUCUGGCCUGCCCUCAAUAUUAUUUAAGUAAUACCCUGUUAUUAUUGAAGAGAGGGAGAGAAAGGCGAAUGACUAUUAUCUUUAUGUGGGUCCUUUAAUUUUAAUGCGCCACAGAUUUAUAGCUGGGCAUUCCAGUGGGGAGAACCCCUCCCUGCUCUUAAAGCGAGCGGGCGGGACACGACCGCAACGCUCUCACAACAGCCACUACCUCCUGACAAACAACCGAAAGCCCCACUUUCCCUCCCAACACUUCGUCCGGCCCUCCUCGCGGCUGUCACAGAGCCUUCCUGCUGCUCCUGACAGCCCUGAGGAUCUGCCUCUGUCAGAAGGAGAGCAGCUACACCCAUCACAGAAACAAACACAUUUCUACACCCACCCUCAUUGUCUGUAUUUAUAAUCUCCAGUUUUCUCUUUCCCGGUCUUUCUCAUGUGUCCUAUUUUAAAUUAUCCUUUAAACUUUGAUAGGAUAAAGUGAAAUUUUGAGUCGUCUGAGACUACAGAAAUCCAGAUAGACUUAUCCAGAGUCCAUCUUUGUCUUGUGUCGGCUUCUGUACCAGCAGGAGGAAAGUUAAAUCUUUUUGGCUCUAAGUUUGGUUUCUCAGACUAUGUUCUUUUUUUGGUGAAUCAAAAUUUAAGAAAAAAUCAAACACACCCUAACACCGAGUUAGAUACCCCGUCGCGAGAUGAAUGUUGCCAACUGCUUGCUUCUCUAACUACACCAAAUUCAGUAACGACCGCAGAAAGCAAUACAGACAGCCACACGCUCAACCAAAACGCCACUCUAUAGCCACAAAUAAUGCUCAGAACAGCACCUAACUUCAUCAACAGUACAUAUAGGGUCCCAGCCACAGCACUAGACACCAAACAUCUUUUUAGCUUGCCUGAUUUCUCUAGCAAAGAGACCACACUCAACUCACCUACUCUCUUCCAGCAGCCACUUAAUUUUACACCGAAGUAUCCCUUUCAGCAAACUCAUCUGGAAAGGUUUAAAAUGACCUGAGCUUGUUUGACUGUGACAAUGUAGCCCUCUGGCAAACAUGCUCACCUGUUAUGCAAAUUCAUGUAUGCUUCUUAACCUUUACAUUAUUUUAUCAGGUGGAUUAUAAAUGAAAUCCCCGUCUUUGAUACAACAUACAAAUACAGUACACUAAGAUAUAAAAAUGGAAUAUAACUACAGCAAGCUUUGUUUUGGAGUUGCGUGUGUUUCUUAAAGUGCAUCGUUUCAGAAUUUGAAGCAUGUGUCUCCCAAAAAAAGAUCUUUCAGGCUGUUGCAGAUCGAUUUGGGCCAUUGCCUUAGCAGCUAGCGAGAUGAGCUAUUCUUGCAUGAUUAAUAAUUUGACAAUGAAGCUUUUUAUUUCUAGAGAGGCACUUCUGUUUGUUGGGGGCAGUACAUGAAGUACUUUCAGACAAAACUUCACCUUGUCACCCAAGUAUCACUCAUUGUGAGUGUUUUCUGUAGCAACAUUGUAAAAAUGCUGUUAUUUCAUCUGCUGUAAAUCACCUGGUCUGACACCUCUUCUAUCACAGCAGUUUCAGGCUUUAAAAAUUACAACAGAAUAAGUAGGUGUUGUUUGUGAUGGUCUCAUUUGCCUUUGAUAGCCAUAGAGAGGCAACAGUGUCAGUUUCAGUCCUUUUCUCACAGUGCUUUUAACUUUUCAAAAGAAAUUAUCUGUACUUGCAGGAUUAGAGUUUUACAACCGAACCUCUAUUAUUUCAAGAAAGGGACUGUUGUUAUUGUGACCAAUUGCCUGACUAAUAAAGAUGAAUGCAUGAGUCUUGAAGGCCACCUUGUGCUGCUGGGUUUGAAUGUCAAAUUUUUGAUUUUAUGUUCCCCACACUUAUUAAAAGAUGAACUGAAACGUUCUUUCUAUCGGCUUGUUAUCAACGAUUCCAGAUUUCUAUCUUAAAAUAGCAUCUCUAAAAUACUUGUCUGAAAAGCACUAAAUUGUGUUGGAUUUACCAGUUUUCAUUUUUAAAAGAUACAAUCAAACUCAUUUUUCUUUCUCCUUAAAACUUCUCCCACUCAACCUCUAACUUUUGCCAACAUGCUACAUUCAUGUGCAGCUUUUUCUCCAUCUUGAGUUAAUUUCACUUAAAUUACUUUUUGCCCCCUCUUAAUCUCCACACUCUGUCCUCUCUUAGGUUUUUGAAUGGGCUGGUUAAAAAGUGACGGGAUGUCUUAAGUUAGUAAAUAAGAGACUUCCUGGCAGACAGGUGGUUGACCUUUUACUAGAGCUAAUCUUACACACACACACACAUUAGGUCAAAGGUACAUUGGAUAGAAAAUAUUUUGUUGUCCGGCCUUGGAGCAGGUUAAUAGACCGUGUCACCCUACGAGCUGUGAAACACUCAUUCUCACCCUCGACUCACCCUGCAGACCUCGCAGGCUACUGUGUGCCAGAGGGGACGAUCACUGUUGUUUUAAGAUAUGAGAUUACUGUCAGAUACAGAUUAUUCUGUUUUCAUUUUAAUGAUGAGCAUGAUGGUGCAGUUUAGUCUGACAUAGAUGGCUCCCAAGUGCAUUUGUUGGUAUUUCUACUCAUCCUGAAACCUUUACUUGGAAUAAUGUCAAUGACUUCUUGGAGAGCUAAAAGGCUGAAGUAGAUGAUGACUAAUAUUGUCAAUGAAUCGUCUCAUGUGAUUUUAAAUUGCCUCCAGGCUGCAGUCUUGAUCAGGGGUCACUGUGCCCCAUUAAUCAGCUCUUCUGUCUCUCUCGGCAGGCGCUGCACAGGCCGCCACCAACUCCAAUGAAGGAGCACCACCUGUCUCCGAUGCGUGAAGAGCAGCUAUCUAACCAGGUGAAGGAGGAGGGGUCGCAGGCUGUGGGAGGAGGAGCUGCAGGGGGAGGAUGUCCACCUGGCGCAGGUGGGAGCGGCGGGAGCGGCAAGAAGCCACGAUCACGCACCAAGGUAAAGUUACUCUACGUUUGAGUCCAUCAAUAGAUUUGUACAGGAAGGGAGGUUUGGUUAUAGAACUAAACCAAAUACCACAGUGAUUUAAAUUGUAAAGAGGUCAUCUUAAUGGAAAACACUAGUUAACUCAAUGACAAUGACUUUGUGGCAUGGCAACAGUGGAGGAGGGUUAUGGAAUGCCUUAAAGAGAUACUGCUGAAAUGAAGCGAUUCAGAGGAUAAAAUACGUGUUUUCAAAUACACUGAUCUGAGAUAAGAUAAUAAUCAAGAAAAUGAUCAUAAUUGUAGAGUAUUCAACUGACCAAAGGUUGCCAACUCUACACCUUAGGUCAAGUCUUUGUGCUGUGGUCUUUUUUGAGUUUUAAACUCAUUCUUCAUGUCUUCUUCUAGAUUUCUCUAGAGGCUUUGGGGAUCCUGCAGAGCUUCAUCCAGGAUGUGGGCCUGUACCCGGAUCAGGAGGCCAUCCACACCCUUUCAGCACAGCUCGACCUGCCCAAACACACCAUCAUCAAGUUCUUCCAGAACCAGCGCUACCAUGUCAAGCACCACGGCCGCCUCAAGGAGCUGGGCGAGGGAGCUGCCGCCAGUGGAGGAGUGGACGUCAGCGAGUACAGAGAAGAGGAGCUGCUUUCAGGUUCAGAGGACCCUGAGUCCAGUGAGGAUGGGGCUGAGGAGAUCUACCAUCCCACAGAGGGGAAUGAAGGGACCACAGGGGGCAUGAACCAGCCGCCAGCGUCCUCCAGCUCCAACUCCAGCCAGUUAUCCUCGGGAAGCAAUGGGCAGGAAGAAGGCAAAGACAAGGGGCAUGGCCGAGCUGGUGGAGCUUUGGCUCCUGGGAGCUCCUCAUCCAGUCCACGUGAGCAGGCUGACUACCAAAGGUAG